Messenger RNA from Dothidotthia symphoricarpi CBS 119687, 1138 nucleotides. Its product is annotated as glycoside hydrolase family 5 protein. Gene Ontology annotation, molecular function: hydrolase activity, hydrolyzing O-glycosyl compounds. The coding region runs from base 37 to 1044 and encodes 335 amino acids. The transcript is spliced from 2 exons. Gene Ontology annotation, biological process: glucan catabolic process. The record is from RefSeq and is a predicted model, not a curated record. Lineage: Eukaryota; Fungi; Ascomycota; Dothideomycetes; Pleosporales; Dothidotthiaceae.
CGACAACCUUACUUCUCAAUUCUCACUUUGCACAACAUGCUCCUGGCGAACAUCUUCGCAGCGGCCGCUCUGGUCAGCGCCGCCUUCGCUGCUCCUUCCAACAAAGAGACGAGACAAAACAGGAAGAUGAAGUGGUUCGGCAUCAACGAAUCUGGCGCUGAAUUCGGCGAGUCAGUCUUACCAGGAACGUACGGCAAAGAGUACAUCUGGUAUGAUCUCAAUACCAUCGAUCAAUUCAUCGCUCAAGGCAUGAAUAUGUUUCGUCUGAACUUCCUGAUGGAGCGUCUGACACCCAACUCGCUCACAGGAGCUUUCGACAAAGCCUACCUUGGAAACCUCACCCAACAAGUAAACUACAUCACCUCGAAAGGCGCUUAUGCCAUGGUGCAACCCCACAACUACGGCCGCUUCUACGGCAACGUCAUCACCGAUACCGCGGGCUUCAAGACCUGGUGGAAAAAUGUUGCUACACAGUACAAAGACAACGCACUCGUCGUCUUCGACACAAACAACGAAUACCAUGAUAUGGACCAGCAGCUUGUCUUCAACCUCAACCAAGCCGCCAUCGACGGUAUCCGCGCUGCUGGCGCAAAGAAACAGUACAUCACUCCUGAAGGUAACUCCUGGACCGGUGCAUGGACAUGGGUGUCCUCCGGUAACGCCGCAUCCCUUGUCAGUCUCACGGACCCCCAGAACAAACUGGUUUACCAAAUGCACCAAUACCUCGACAGCGACGGCUCCGGCACAAGCGACGUCUGUGUCUCUGCCACCAUAUUCCGCGAGCGUCUCCAGGCAGCGACGAAGUGGCUCAAGGACAACAAGAAGCAGGGCGUUAUUGGCGAGUUUGCGAGUGGAAACAACACGCAGUGCAUCGCGGCACUCAAGGAUGGACUGAGCUAUCUCGGGCAGAACACGGAUGUUUGGUUUGGUGGAAUAUGGUGGGCAGCGGGCCCUUGGUGGGCAGACUACAUUUACAGCAUGGAGCCCACAACAGGCGUGGCCUGGAAGAGCAUCUUACCUCAGAUCAAGUCCUAUUUCGUCUAGACGAUAUGGGAGUCGAGUGGAGGUCUGGUAUCUUAGGGGGUUGAUGGACAGCUUACUUUCUUCUAUUUAUGCGCUUGCGCUGAUAUUUAUCGCG